AUGUCCAUCCGAUUGAUCGAGGUCGAGACUCUACGUCUCAAAUCUUUCAAUAGCAGCAAACCACCUCCAUACGCCAUUCUCUCACAUACUUGGGUAGAAGACGAAGAACAAAUCGCUGAGAAUCCUAGCCAUCCGGCCACGCGGACAUCUGGGUACUACAAGAUCCAAAAGACUUGCUGUCAGGCCUGGGAACACGGACUUGAAUAUGCCUGGGUCGACACUUGUUGCAUCGACAAAAGUAGCAGCGCCGAACUAAGCGAAGCUAUCAACUCAAUGUUUCGCUGGUACCGGAAUGCGGCAGUAUGCUUUGCAUACUUAAGCGACUACCGCUUCCUCGACUCCAGUCACUUGAGGAAAAUGCGAGAAUGCAAGUGGUUCACUCGUGGCUGGUGUCUUCAAGAGUUGAUAGCCCCAAAACAUUUGAUAUUCUACGACCGGGCGUGGAGAGCCUUCGGCUCAAGACAUGAUCUGCAGGAUUUAGUUGCGUCAAUCACCCUGAUAGACAAGGGUGUUCUUGAGGACCACACGAUCAUGUACUCAUUACCCGUUGCACGGAAAAUGUCUUGGGCGUCAAGUCGAAUCACCACUCGCGUCGAAGACAUUGCAUAUUGCCUCCUUGGCAUAUUUGACAUACACAUGCCCAUGUUGUAUGGCGAAGGCGAGAGAGCAUUUUUAAGACUUCAAGAGGAGAUCAUCCGACAGUUCAACGAUAUGUCAAUCUUCUUGUUCUCUCCAAAAGCAUCGGAGAUGACGUCUAUGUCUUCACCAGAAAUCAGUCAAACAUAUGAGCAAAGCAGCACGAACUAUGAUUCAGCUGAUUCAACGUCCGCUGAAUACCUUGGAGACUUGAUGAGUUUCCAAUUCUGUGGCAUGUUCGCCACGUCGCCGGUAGAUUUUGGUACUUGCAGAGAUGUUGUGCACAGGCCCGGAUCCAGGGCCCCUUUCGACAGACAAGCAUUCGCCGUGACAAAUCGAGGCAUUCAACUUGGCAGACAAGAACUCCAUUGCAUCCAAGGGAAAAACUGCUUCAUAUGGGAGACUUCCUUCUGCCACUCCAACUCCACGGAUUCUAUGGUAACCGGGGCUAUCUUCCUUCGAAAAAUUGGGCGCAACCUUUUCGCCAGAGUACUGCUACUUCCUCUGACACCAGCAGACGUGGGCUCACAUACCUUGCACAACGACGCCUGCGUCCUUCUCUACAUGACUCCAUCAAUUCACCGUCAGAUUUGCAAUGCUCUGGAGGCAGUAUUGCGUAUUCAGGUCAAAGGCUGUUUUGCGCAUAGGGCGUUGCUUUCUGAGCCAACUCCGAUGGAUAACUGGGACGAAUCCGGGAAACUAUUCUUGAUUCAAGAUUACCAUUCUGUGGUCAGGCCUUUUAUGGGAUCUAUUCGAAUCAGUCCCGUGAGUAGGAGAGGAAAGAAGCUUCUUUCCGAAGGAGAGAAAGUCCUCCGGACUUCUUUCUGCAGAUCAUGA
This is a messenger RNA of Colletotrichum siamense, 1473 nucleotides long. RefSeq names its product Vegetative incompatibility protein HET-E-1. The record is from RefSeq and is a predicted model, not a curated record. The transcript has 2 exons. Lineage: Eukaryota; Fungi; Ascomycota; Sordariomycetes; Glomerellales; Glomerellaceae. Bases 1 to 1473 code for a protein of 490 amino acids.